This is a messenger RNA of Nasonia vitripennis (jewel wasp), 3592 nucleotides long. It is a transcript of the gene pigeon, whose product is annotated as protein pigeon. Lineage: Eukaryota; Metazoa; Arthropoda; Insecta; Hymenoptera; Pteromalidae. The coding region runs from base 501 to 3362 and encodes 953 amino acids. Gene Ontology annotation, cellular component: trans-Golgi network. The record is from RefSeq and is a predicted model, not a curated record. Gene Ontology annotation, biological process: positive regulation of amyloid-beta formation. The transcript is spliced from 11 exons.
CUAGGUCGUAAAAAAGGAGCGACUCCUUGCGGUCAAUUAGUAAGUUAUAAUUAUGUGUAAACCUCGCCCCUCGGUAGGUAUGCAUUAUUAAACAGAUGUAAUGAUUGUUUGAUGAGCGAAGAUGAGCUUCGUAAUUGUUAUUCAAAUUUAGCCUACAGCAUUUGUCAAUCGAUUUUGUAUAGAAAAACAUUAGGAUCUGAACACGUAACGUUUUCUUACGUACUUCUCAGUAAACAAAGUUGUUUCGAAAGACAAUAAUAAUUCCCUAAUAUAGGUUAAAUUCGUUAAUUUUUGCACAUUUAAAUGAACAAAAGUUUAUAUCUUUCUGGAGAUGUAUAUGAGUUAUAUUGUGAAGUUAACUCAAUUGGCUCCAGUGCGCGCGCGGCGAAACUGAAUAAAAUGAACGUACAGACUAUACAGUAUACACACUACUUACAGUACGUGUAUAGUGUGGGCGCAGCUGACGAUAUGAAGGCGUAGUGGCAGACGACGCAGGGAGAAUGGAGGAAAAUCUUGCUGCCAAGUUAUGUUUACUCUUGGGUGAUCGGGCCAGCGAAGCUGUACAAUGGAAACUUCUUGGUCAAGAGAAAGAUGGAUCUUUGUUGCUCGGAUGGGUAGAAAAUGUAUCUUCCAAGGGACAUGAUAAUUCAUAUUCUGUCAUUGGUCGUUAUGAUCGACUUAAAGGAGAUUUGCAGGUCUUACAUAGAUUUUCAAAAGUACUUAAUCUCAUUCAAGCUACGGUAAACCAAUGCCAUUCUUUACUGGGAUAUGUUACAAAGCAAAAAUUUUAUUUGAAUUUGGAUGAAAGCAACAAAAAUGUAUCCAUUGAUUGUGAGAAAUCAACAAAAGAUGACGACAAUGAAAUGCUACAUCAACAAUUUUCAAAUCAAGAGCUUGAGUAUUAUCAAGCUUAUAUCAUUGAAUUCAAGACUGAAGAAGCAAAGAUACAUGCUUUAGAAAGUCACAAAUUAAAACAAGUUAGAAUACAGUUUUUGUACAAAGAGCGAUCUUCAAAAUCUUUAGACAAACUUUUAGUUCUAGUGCAUCAAGAAUAUGUACAAAUGCACACAAUUUUGUAUGAUACUAAUUCAGAUAUUGAUACGAUAAAAGGAAUUAAAUCUGAAAUUCUAGUAAAAAGUUUUAUAUGGGCUCAGUGGGAUGCCACAAAUCAAGUACUCUAUCAUAUACAUCAUAAGAAAGCACAAACCAGUGUAUUCACCGAUGAUGCUAUUGAAAAACCACAUAAACCACCUUGUGCAACACCUACUUUAAGUGGGUUGCAAUUCCACGAUGAUCUCCCUCAUGAAACUGUGCUAAACAUUCCAUUAAAUUUGCCUCAGUCUCCAAGUUCUGACAAUUGUGGCACUUAUGAGGAUGAUGUGAUACCAUUAAGAAUCCAUGACUGUUCUCUAGAUCUCAUAGUAAUUUCAGAUUAUAAGGGUGCUGUUUGUGUUUGCCAUCAUUACUUAUAUCGACCAGUGCAGCCACCGCAGCAUGUACUGGAUUCAGCUCUCAGUGAUUCAAACACUGUACACUUUGCUUACUCUGUAACAGUACUUCAUCAUAGCUGUGUUAUACAUUGUGUAGUACCUGGUAUACCUUGGACUCGUGCCAAACUCAUGAGACCAACAUUUGCUCUGUAUGGAGAUAGUCACAUGGUUGUGUUUGUUCGAGAUUUUUUUACCCACUUAUUGGAAAUUGGACUCCACCACCAACCUUGCUGCCACAUUCUAAGCGGGCCGCUUACAAACGUUCCUUUACACUCUUCCUACCUCGUACCUCUACUUAAUUUAAAUUACUCCAGUGAUGCAAAAACCAAAUACUCAGUGAAUGCUGAAGCUAAAAUUAGUUUAAAUAGCAACAGUACUAAUAUUCUGACAAUAGAUUUGCCAACUUUAGAUCUAGUUACUCUAACAGUGCCCACGACCUUUCUCGUUGACGUCUUUAAGAAGGAAACCUCGACAGAAGUUCGUCUGGGCAUCCUACACUAUUUCUUGUGUCAUAAGAAUGACUUGGAGAUAGUUGCCGAGCUUAUAUCAUCUGUUGCCGAGAAACCUCGAUCACUCGACAUUGUAAAGAUAAUGCAAGAGUUUCUGAUCGGUGGUUCGAACUCGUUAGUGCAAAAGAACUUGCUCUCAGAUGCUGUACCACUGCUGGCUUUGGUACCCGUCACCACGAUGGAAGAAGGCUCUGGUUUCGAAGCCAAAAUUAACGACUUCAACGUAACUCUAAGUCACGAGAAGCUCUGGAAUACAUCGGUGAUGUUGCUGUCUCCACAGCAGAGACUCGUGCCAUACCGAAGCGACUUGUGGACAAGACUUUGGGAUCUUUUAAGCAAAAGAAGCGACGAGCUGCCCAGAUUCAAACCUAGUCAUAUUGCUGAAAAGCUGCUAGUUUCCUUAGCUUGUUAUCAGCCCGAAGCGCUGUCCCGAUGUAGUACACCGAUGUCACCAAGUGGAGGUUUCUCUGUUACUACAGCAACUUUAGGCGAGCUGAUGAGUAGCCGUUACAAGUACAGCGAUGGUCUCCCUUUUAUCGAGACAGAGAGUUGCACUGCUUCCAAACAAGAGCACAUCGUAUCGGUGAACUUGCGUGAGUUAUCGUUGCAUCUACUCAAGUACGGUACUCAAAAUGCUCUAGGAAGAACCGUCAGGGGAUCCUGUACGCCGUUACAGGUGCAUGCCCUCUCGACAAGACACGUAGCCUCACAGCUUGAGACCUCGAGGUUGCUGUGUCAAAUGCUGUGCAAGGCAGCUAACGUCGAUGCAAGAGUCGAGCCAGAGCGAGGCUUCUGUCUAAUAGAUCAAUUAGAGGAUUCAAGGCGGUGGCUGUUGUUUACUCUCUUAGAAAGAUAUCGUUAUGCGACUGAAAGUAUUGCAUUCCCUGUUCCUCAAGGCUUCAUGUCAUUUUUUACUUACUUAGGAUACCGAACCCUAAAAUAUUCAAAGUUCUUACAGUAUGUACGGCAUUCCGUUUUUGAAUUGCAAGUUGACGUUGCUAAAAUUAUUAUGGCUGAUAUUGGUGACACAAAGGAGAGCGUCUUUCGCAAGUUGGAACUACUGUCGUUGUUACCCAGGACUCGAGCAAAGCGUCUACUCAAUCAGUGGUUGCACCCAAUGAGCUUCAUGCUGAGAGCCAGGGAGCACGCAGCUAACAUUCUAUCUGGCGAGCUAUGUCAGUCUCGCAACAGGCUUCCUCAGCAUCGACAUCAUCAUAACGGCAUAUCAGCGUUUCCUUCUACGGACCGACUUUCUCCGCUCGAUACAUUUCUUGAUUUACUCACGGCCAAAGCCAGUCUUACAGAAUUGGAUUUUGGACUACUUAUUGAGGCCACAGUUACGUCAACUGAAGAUUUUCUGUAAGGUGAUAAAAAUUUGGUGAUAAAUUCUGUAAAUGAUUUUACGAUUUACUGCAGAAGUAUUCCUAUUGUUUUCUUUUUGUUAAUUUUAUGUAUAUUAUUGUUGACUGUACACGAACGAAAACGUUUAUAUUACGUUUAAAAUAUUUUCGUGUAUCACCUAAAUACUUACGAUUAUUUUUGUUGACUAUUUAUUAUUGAAUUUUGAACAAUAAAUUUACAAAUCAAGACAAA